Messenger RNA from Lineus longissimus, 597 nucleotides. RefSeq lists its product as uncharacterized. NCBI's taxonomy places the organism in Eukaryota, Metazoa, Nemertea, Pilidiophora, Heteronemertea, Lineidae. The record is from RefSeq and is a predicted model, not a curated record. Bases 1 to 597 code for a protein of 198 amino acids. Gene Ontology annotation, biological process: DNA integration. The transcript has a single exon. Gene Ontology annotation, molecular function: nucleic acid binding.
AUGGCAGAAGUAUGCAAACUGUUGGACAUAGAAAAGACAAGGUGUACGCCAGGACACCCACAGUCCGACGGAGUGGUGGAACGUUUUAAUAAGACGUUGUUGAACAUGCUGGCGUCGUACGUGUCAGCAAACCAGAAAGAUUGGGAUGAACAUCUACCAUAUCUCAUGAUGGCAUAUAGAUCAAGCAGACAUGAAUCUACAAGGGAAACUCCGAAUGCGCUGAUGCUCGGUAGAGAAGUUAGUCUACCAAUUGACGUCAUGAUGGGACUGCCGGAGUCAGAACAGCCUUUGGAAGAGACAGAAUAUGCUUUGGAUUUAAGAGAGAAGAUGGAAAGUGCUUUUGAGCAUGUAAGACUUCAGCACAGCACUAGAUACAGCACAGUCAAGACAAAAGAAGGUAUACGACCGUUUGAAAAACGGAUCGCCUUACAAGGUUGGAGACGUAGUGUGGCUGUGGAACCCGAUCAGGAGGAAAGGAUUUUCGCCGAAGCUGCAGCGAAAUUGGACAGGACCGUUUAUGGUUGUUGGAAAGAUCGACGACGCAGUAUACAAAUUGCAAAAGUCAAAAUGUUCCAAAGCUGUGGUGAUACACUUUGA